AUGUUCGGAGGUGAUUCCGAAAGGCCCAGGCGACAACCUCAUUAUGCGCAAACUACGCACUCCAAUGGCGCUUCGGAGUACUCCAAUCACGAGCAGGACAUCAUCAGGCAAUCCUUCAGUACUGGCAACUACACUUGGAUGAAGGAAUCCUUGCCAGUGGAGCUAGGGCCUGAUGCGAUCCAUCUCUUGCGAAGGCAGCGCAUGGAGAGGAACCGGUUAGCCGAGCCUGUCCCGCAGACCUGGUCGAAGAUGACUCAGCUCUGGGGCGGAGGCUACUACCAGGAGUUUGAGUACAUGCCAGAAGAAUACAAGGACAGAAGAGGAUUGCUGGGCAGACAAGCCGACGCGGAAAAGAGAAUGAAGAUAGCGAACCAUGACUGGCGCUACAGCUCGCAGGAGCGUCGGCUCAAACAUGAGCCAAUGCUCCACGGUGUGACGGCCGACAGAGAGCAAUAUCCAUACCUUGGGGGUGACAAAGAUGCAGAAUUGGAGGCGACAAAGCUCUUUCUACGGUCUGUUGCAGUUGGGUCGAGAACUUCGUUGAACAAGUCUCAGGAGAAGUUCCUCAAAUCGCAGCAGUCUGCGUGGAUGGUGCAGGACAAAGCGCAGAUGACCUCCGAAAGCUCCUUUCUAGCUGGCAGAGGUAAGGGCCUGGAGGACAACUCCAGGGGGAGCCGCAUGACACUUCCAACGAUGGUGCAGCGGUUGCAGAAAAAGGUUGACCAAGAUUGGGAGGGUUCCACGGUGGUUGUCAGUGCGACUGACCAGGACUUGAUCCAAAUCGCUUUCCAUAUGCAUACUGUGGACUCGGAGCGAGGUGUAGUUGCGUACAUGGGCGUGCUUUCCAAGGAUGUCGAUUUGCUUGCCACUCUCGGACUCCGGAAGGUUAGUCAACUCUGGGGGAUGCAGCGGGAUUUCAGCGAUGAGUUGCCGGACAGAGAUGGGGCCGAGCCUGGUGAACACACAUGGAUGUUCUUUUUGUUGGCCCCAAAGUGGGUGAAAAUGCGACCGACGGAUGCCUACUACACCGUUCAUCCACGAUCACAGGGUUCUGCAUUCAGAAUGAGCAAUGCGGGGUCAAGUGUGCUCCUCUCUUUGGGGUCGUCUGUCCUGGACACUCAUGACACUCCCAGAAAGAAGGAAGCAUCUCCACGUGCGCUGAACAGCUCUCAAUCUGGAAGGGCAUUUGAACCCACAAGGACAAGCCAGCAGGCGCUUCCAGAUCGACCGAAGGUUGACUUGGCCCUUAUUGAGCAGGCGGUGAGCUCGCUCCCGGCAAUCAGAGAGAGCCGCGGAGAAGCACCCUCUGGAUGA
Durusdinium trenchii is the source of this 1314-nucleotide messenger RNA. Lineage: Eukaryota; Dinophyceae; Suessiales; Symbiodiniaceae. The record is from the annotation of a GenBank genome assembly.